CACCGCAUGCGCUCCUGGCUCGGCUCGGCUGCCCCUGGAGAAACAGUUCCAUCGUUUUCUUGCUUUUCUCACCAAUUGGAACACUUUCUUUUUUUUUUCUUUUUCUUACAAAAGCAAACCAAAGCCUUUCACUGUCCAAAAUUCUGUCUUUUUUUUAACUUUAUUUUCUCUUUGACAUUCCCGGAACUUCGAUUUUGUGUCCUUUAAUGUCAAGCAAGAAUUUUCACUAAUCCAAAAAAGCAAAAAAACCACAGUAAAAAAAUUUUAAUAUGACGAGUAGAUUAAGGGAAAGAGACAGAACUUCUAGCCAAGCCAAACGAUACAAUCAUCAUCAAGAAGCUAUAACGAAGACGGCCGUGGAAGCAGCGGCGGCGGCGGUGGCGAUGCCUAAUAAUUUUACUGAAACGAUACCGUGUCCAUUCGGGGAGUUGGCGACGAAUUUAUCAGAUGCGGAGCUCCGAGAGACAGCUUAUGAGAUUCUGGUCGGAGCUUGUCGGAGUUCUGGUGGGAAACCAUUGACUUACAUAUCGCAGUCGGAGAGGAAUUCGGAAAGGGCGGCGACGCCGACGUUGACGUCGACAGCGUCGUCGUUGCAGAAGUCGUUGACGUCGACGGCGGCGAGUAAGGUGAAGAAGGCUUUAGGAUUGAAAUCGUCUCGGAGGAGGAAAGUGAGUGGUGAGUCGGACUCGGAACGAGCAAAAAAGGCGGUUACAAUUGGGGAGUUGUUGAGGGUUCAGAUGGGAGUUUCAGAGCAAACAGAUUCCAGGGUCAGGAGAGCUCUCUUGAGAGUUGCUGCCGCUCAGCUUGGUAGACGGAUAGAGUCAAUGGUGUUGCCACUUGAGAUGUUGCAGAAACUCAAGCCUUCGGAUUUUCCGAAUCAAGGAGAGUAUGAAGCUUGGCAGAGGAGAAAUCUGAAGCUUCUUGAAGCUGGACUCCUUUUGCAUCCUCUCUUGCCCCUAGAUAAGACCAAUACUGCUCCACAGCGACUACGACAAAUCAUUCGUGGGGCAUUGGAGAAGCCCUUGGAGACUGGAAAAAACAAUGAAUCGAUGCAAGCCCUCCGGAGCAUUGUUUUGUCUCUUGCUUGUAGAACCUUUGAUGGGUCUGUUUCUGAGACCAGCCACUGGGCAGAUGGAUUCCCAUUGAAUCUCAGAAUUUACCAAAUGCUGUUAGAAGCUUGUUUUGAUGUUGAUGAUGAAACAUCUGUUAUUGAAGAGGUCGAUGAGGUUCUAGAACUCAUAAAAAAGACAUGGGUCGUCUUCGGAAUGAACCAGAUGCUGCAUAAUCUUUGUUUCUUGUGGAUAUUGUUUAACCGAUAUGUGGCAAUUGGUCAAGUGGAAGGUGAUCUGUUGUUUGCUGCCAAUAAUCUGUUGAUGGAAGUUGAAAAGGAUGCAAAGUCAAUGAAAGAUCCAGAUUAUUCAAAGAUACUAAGUUCUACUUUGAGUGCAAUUUUAGGUUGGUCUGAGAAAAGGCUUCUUGCCUACCACAAUUAUUUUCAUAGUGACAACACUGAGUCAAUGGAAUAUGUUAUUUCUAUGGGGGUUCUAUCAGCAAAGAUUAUGGCAGAAGAUAUCUCACAUGAGUAUCAUAGGACAAGAAAGGAAAUUGAUGUGGCUCAUGAGAGAGUUGAUACCUACAUAAGAUCAUCACUGCGCACUGCUUUUGUUCAGAUAAAGGAGAAAGUGAAGUCUAGCAAACGUUCAACUAAGAACCAACAAAAUCAGCUUCCUUUCUUAUCCAUUCUUGCACUGGAUGUCACUACAAUGGCUUUUACUGAGAAGGCAAUAUUUAGUCCAAUAUUGAAGAGGUGGCAUCCUCUUGCAGCCGGUGUAGCUGUAGCCACGCUUCAUUCCUGCUAUGGGAAUGAGCUGAAGCAAUUUGUUUCUGGCAUUGGUGAAUUGACACCAGAUAUAUUACAAGUUCUGAGAGCUGCUGACAAAUUGGAGAAAGAUCUGGUGCAAAUUGCAGUUGAAAAUUCAGUGGACAGUGAGGAUGGUGGAAAGUCAAUCAUAAGGGAGAUGCCUCCUUAUGAGGCUGAAUCUGUAAUUUCCAAUCUGGUGAAAUCAUGGAUAAAGACAAGAUUAGACAGACUGAAGGAAUGGGUUGACAGGAAUCUGCAACAAGAGGUAUGGGACCCACGAGCGAAUAAAGAGCACUUUGCUCCCUCUGCUGCUGAAGUUUUGCGAAUUGUAGAUGAAGCUUUAGAAGCAUUCUUUUUGUUACCAAUAUCUAUGCAUGCUGCGUUGCUUCCUGAGUUAACCACCGGUAUUGACAGAUGUCUUCAACAUUAUAUAUCAAAGGCAAAGUCUGGCUGUGGGACCCGAAGUACUUUUGUUCCCUCAAUGCCUGCUUUGACUAGAUGUUCAACACGCUCAAAAUUUCCUGGUGUAUUUAAGAAAAAAGAAAAGUUUCAAAUAGCACAGAGUAGGAAAUCUCAGGUUGGGACUACAAAUGGAAAUGGCUCCUUUGGAAUACACCAGCUGUGUUGUCAUAUUAAUACUCUGCAGCAUAUUCGAAUGGAGUUGGAUGCGUUGGGAAAAAGGACAAUUGCCCAUCUUAGAAAUUCUGAAUCCACUCAUGUGGACAAUAUUGCCAGUGGGAUGGGUAAAGCAUUUCAACUUUCAGCUGCUGCUUGUGUGGAAGGGAUCCAACAACUCAGUGAGGCAACUGCAUAUAAGGUCAUCUUCCAUGAUCUAAGUCAUGUCCUUUGGGAUGGCUUAUAUAUUGGGGAAGUUUCGUCCUCUAGGAUUGAACCUUUUCUUCAGGAGCUUGAGCACUAUUUGGAGGUUAUUUCAUUAACCGUGCAUGACAGAGUCAGAACACGAGUUAUUACUGAAGUAAUGAAAGCUUCUUUUGAUGGUCUUCUGCUGGUUUUACUUGCUGGAGGUCCUGCUCGUGCUUUUGGUCUGCAAGAUUAUGAAACAAUAGCAGAGGAUUUUAAGUUCUUGACUGAUUUAUUUUGGUCCAAUGGUGAUGGACUUCCUGCUGAUUUAAUAGAAAAGUUUUCAACCACGGCUAAAGCCAUCCUCCCAUUAUUUCAUACUGAUACCGACAACCUGAUUGAACAAUUCAAAUACAUGACUCUAGAGAGUUAUGGUUCUUCUGCUAAAUCCAAGCUUUCAUUGCCUCCAACUUCCUGUCAGUGGAGUCCAACUGAACCAAACACACUCUUGCGAGUUUUGUGUUAUCGGAAUGAUGAGACGGCAGCUAAGUUCCUUAAGAAGACUUACAACUUGCCAAAGAAACUCUAACAAAAUUUCUGGAGAAAGAACAGUCAAAUGAUGCAAUUAUUAGGUAUAAACUACUUGAGGUGAUUCAUGUAGCUUUCCAAAUUUGUCAAGUCAUAGGUAUUACAGCCUCGCUAAAAUUCAUAUGGUGGAGACGUUUGCUAGAGAAAUUAUAGCUCCUAGGAAAAUAUGGCUCCUGUAUAGUAAUUUUCUUGACUGGAUUCUAUUUGUUUGAGACCUUAACCUGGUGCGGGGAACCUCAUAAGAAUAAUGGCAACAGUUAAAGCACUUCCAAGAGAUUAUAAUUCUGACUUGUGGGAAGGGUGAGGAUGAUGGGAUUUUUAACAUGAUUACCAUCUGCUGCACAUGGAGUUGGAGAUGAAACAUUAGAAGGCAUUUGAUGAAAAAGCAGUGUGAGGUUCUUGGCCAUUCUUUAUAUAUAUAUAUAUAUUCUUUUUCUGACCAUUUGUAACAUUAUUCCUCGACAAGUGAAAACCAAAAUUGCAAGAUACAACUAUAGAAAGGUCUGAUAUCUUAUUGAGAAAAUUUGAAAAGUUUUUGUUCUGCUUCAAUGAAUUGGCAUUGUGUUUGUCUGUUGUUUAACAGCCUUUGUUUAGAAAAUUGUGUUGCUUGUUAAAUGAAAUGAAUUUUUGGCUAUUGUGAACAGAUCCUUCUUAUUAACAUCUUUCCAGGCUAAUAAAUGGAUCACACGAAUGUUAAGGAAUUUUUUUUUCCUUUUUUUUUUGGCAUAGACAAACGUCUGAAUCACGAAGGUAUAUGUUGAUGGAGAUUUAUGAUCAUUUUGAAUAGACGUUGAUAUUGAUUUUAAUGAAAAAUGAUAUUAAUUUCGAUGAAAUUAAA
Messenger RNA from Durio zibethinus, 4088 nucleotides. Its product is annotated as protein unc-13 homolog. The record is from RefSeq and is a predicted model, not a curated record. NCBI's taxonomy places the organism in Eukaryota, Viridiplantae, Streptophyta, Magnoliopsida, Malvales, Malvaceae.